Onychomys torridus (southern grasshopper mouse) is the source of this 2638-nucleotide messenger RNA. It is a transcript of the gene Usp51, whose product is annotated as ubiquitin specific peptidase 51. Bases 85 to 2220 code for a protein of 711 amino acids. The record is from RefSeq and is a predicted model, not a curated record. Gene Ontology annotation, biological process: protein deubiquitination. Gene Ontology annotation, molecular function: zinc ion binding; cysteine-type deubiquitinase activity. Lineage: Eukaryota; Metazoa; Chordata; Mammalia; Rodentia; Cricetidae. The transcript is spliced from 2 exons.
GACUGGCAGAGGAGCGCCUGGACAGCAGCAGCAGCUGACUUUCUAGAUCAAGCGCCUUGGGGCCCCAGGCUUGGGAGUGAGCCGAUGGCCCACGUUCGAGAAGUGUCCCGGUCCUCCCGCUCCUUCGGCAGUUGGAGUUCGGGAGGCGGUCGAGGAGCCUGUUUGGAGCAGGCGGCUGAGAAAGCAGCAGAAAUGGAGCAGACGAUGCGGGGUACACAGGGAGCCCGGGAGAUGAAGCCGGAGCAGUGGCCGGAGCCCAAGCCCACGUCGGAGAACUUAACAAGGAGGGGCUGUGGCAGCGAGGAGAAGGUGCUCCCUUCCAGCCCGGCUGCUUGUCACACCAGCUCCAGCUCGGUUUGCCCGCGCCGCAAGCCCCGCCCUCGGCCCCAGCCCAGGUCCCGCUCUAGGGGAGGGCGUGGGCUCAAGGCCCCACCCCCGCCUCCCGCCAAACCUCCGCCUCCCCCGCCAGCGCCGCCACCUUCACCCCCGCCCCCGCUGCGGUCGGUGGCCCGGCGCAAAUCCAGGCGUAGAUCCAGGCCUGCACCCAGACCCCAAACACGAAAAAGCUGCUCUAGUGACCAAGGCUACUCUGGGGAUCCAGAUGUCGCAGAGAACAGGUUACUGGAGGUUGGGUCUGAUAAGGGGCCCACAGGCUGUUCCCAUGUAGAAAGCUUUAAAGUAGCCAAAACCUGGCGGAAGAACCUGCGGAUGAUCUAUCAGCGUUUCAUUUGGAGUGGGACACCGGAAACUAGGAAACGUAAGGCCAAAUCUUGCAUCUGUUAUGUGUGUAAUACCCAUAAGAACAGACUUCACUUGUGUCUGUCCUGUGUAUAUUUCGGAUGCUUUACUGAGAAACAUAUUCAUAGACAUGCAGAGACAAAACAACACAAUUUAGCAGUUGACCUCUAUCAUGGGGUUAUAUAUUGCUUUAUGUGUAAGGAUUAUGUAUAUGACAAAGAUAUAGAACAGAUUGCCAAAGAAACAAAAGAGAAAAUUCUGGGACUAUUACCUUCCACUGCAAUAGACGUUUCUUAUCAGCAGUGUAUGACAUUGGAGUCUGAAGAAAAUCAAUCAACUUAUGAGGCAAAAGAACAGGAAACCACUCUGGUAAAACCCAAGAAAAAGAGGAGGAAAAAGACAGUGUAUUAUACUGUAGGCCCCAGAGGGUUAAUCAACCUUGGAAACACUUGCUUUAUGAAUUGUAUUGUCCAGGCACUUACCUACAUUCCGCUACUGAAAGAUUUUUUCCUUUCAGACAAACACAAAUGUACUAUGACAAGUCCCAGCUUGUGUUUGGUCUGUGAAAUGUGUUCACUUUUUCAAGCGAUGUACUCUGGGAACCAAAGUCCUCAUGUUCCCUAUAAAUUACUGCACCUGAUAUGGAUUCAUGCAGAACAUCUAGCUGGGUACAGGCAGCAAGAUGCUCAUGAGUUUCUUAUUGCAAUAUUAGAUAUGCUGCAUAGACACAGCGCAGAUGACAGUGUAGAGCAGGAAAGUAACUCCAACUGCUGUAACUGCAUUAUAGACCAAAUCUUCACAGGUGGCCUGCAGUCAGAUUUGACAUGUAAAGUCUGCCAUGGGGUCUCCACCACUAUAGACCCAUGCUGGGACAUCAGUUUGGAUUUGCCUGGCUCUUAUUAUACCUCCGAGAGAGCUAGUAGCACAAUGCGUAGGGCUGGCCACAAACCAAGAGUCCCCUCGCUUACAGAUUGUCUACAGUGGUUUACAAGGCCAGAGGACCUGGGAAGCAGUGCCAAAAUCAAGUGCAGUCGAUGCCAAAGCUACCAGGAAUCUACCAAACAGCUCACAAUGAAGAAAUUACCAAUCGUGGCCUGUUUUCAUCUCAAAAGGUUUGAACAUUUAGGCAAACAGAGACGCAAGAUUAAUACUUUUAUCUCAUUUCCUUUGGAGCUGGAUAUGACACCCUUUCUGGCUUCUACUAAGGAAAGCAUAAUGAAAGGCCAGCCCUUAACAGACUGUGUGCCCAGUGAGAACAAGUAUUCUUUGUUUGCGGUGAUUAACCACCAUGGAACUCUGGAAAGUGGUCACUACACCAGCUUUAUACGUCAAGAAAAGGACCAGUGGUUCAGCUGUGAUGACGCUGUCGUGACGAAGGCUACACUAGAAGAGUUACUCCGUAGUGAAGGGUAUUUACUGUUCUAUCACAGGCAGGAUAUUGAGAAUAAUCUCACCCAGAUGCUUUCCAGGAAAACAGAGUAAGGAUCCUGCAAUGAUACACACACCUACCUGGAUGGAGAACAACAAGCACCUCUUAAAGAAACACAAAAAUCUACCUGGAGUGGACAGUGACCAUAACACCUAUAUAAGUGAUACUUUGGCAAAAAGAAACUGUUUUACCCCGUUCUAUGGGUCUAUGAGAAGGAGACAUUGAAUUACCAGUGACCAUUUAGCCUUAAGAACUCGGGGGAAGGGAGGAGAGGUUGAAAAGGAUCACAUAAAGUAAAUUAAGUGAAGUCUCAAGGUGGAGGGAGGUGCGAAUAAAAUCAGAUUCCUAUGUGCUCUUUAAUUCUUCAAAGAUAUGGUGUUAAGUGUGGGGGUAUCUUUUAGGAAAGGGGUUUUUCAUUGAUUGUAGUUCCAGUUAUGAGUGCACAUAUAGUCUGAAAAAAAAACCAAAUAU